UUUCAUUUCCAAUUUUAUUUACAAACAGUAUGUAAGAAAUAUCUGCAAAAUCGGGAAAAGAGCGAUUCAAAUUUAACGCAAGAAGAAAAAUCAAUAAAAACAGCAUAUACAAGAUUGGACAACGGUAUGUCGGUGGCUCGGGUAGUAAGCCAACCACCAGGUUCACGAUCAGAUGGAAAUAUUGAUCUUGGAUAAGGGGUAUCUGUGUUCUGUCUGUUGGCAAACACGUUUUACUAUAUCAUCAUUGAGCAGUGAAUCGAAGUGAUGUGAGAUUUGUAACUUAUUCAUUGUUAACAAGUGAAUAUCGAACGUCACGUAAUAAUACUAAUCUGGUAGUGACUAUCAUAAAUACUUCGUUCUCUCUAUUCAGAGUUUGAUUACGUUUACGACGAAUGGUAACGUGCCAAUAAUAAUUGUUUCAUUCAUGAAUUCAUUUGAAUAGAAGUUAAUCCCAUAAAAUUUCUUAAUACUUUAUGAACGUAAUGGAAUCCUGACAGUUCCUGAUUCUCUAACUUUGAGGAAACUUCGUCAACGCGUUGCCCUCCUCGUAACAUAAGGGUGACUUUGAAAGGUAGAAAUCACAAAUACAACAAUUAAAAUGCAUGCUUCUUCGUAUGUACACAUGUAUUCUCAGCUUUAUGUAUGUAUCAAGGCUAAUUGGUUUGAUAACAUGCUUGCAUACUUAAACAAGCAAACGAUUACAGGAAACACUGCAGGACGAAAAAUCAGUUCAUCGUAGCAUUUCUAUACCGCAUCUGUUCGCGCACGUCUACGUAACAAAAUUUGAGUUUUGCAGCUUUCAUGUUCCAUGAAAACAUUGAAAUAUUUGAUUAAAAUUGAAAAAACUGCACAGUGAACUGGGAUCUGAAAUUUAUACUCGUAUAUUAUGUUCUCCAGUGCAAGCCAAGAUUAGAAUUCCUAUGGGUUCGUUAAUUGCCAGCUAUACACGAUGAUUUAUCAUCAAUUAACAAUCUCAGCAUAACUGUUCAAUGAUUGGUGGAAUUUUAACCGCGUAAAACGAAAAUUUCGGACAACGCUUUGAUGAAAUUAACUAGAUGAUUUGGAUGGGCCAAUUUGCUCAGGACGAAGAUGCCUUUGCCAAAUAUCCUCAGAAAGGCAAGCAGUUAUAUUUUAGGCGAUUGCAAUCAAGACAAUCGUCGCACCAUGUAUCAGGAUGGUGAGGCUUUAUUCUGUAAGAACAAUGUUUGCGUUCAUCCGCCAACUUUGAUGAGACAAAACUCCGACGUGGUGCAUCACCCUGGCUACAUGGCCAUAACCUGUAGAUUUAACAAAAACUCGAACAUACCGACUUUACAUCUCAGCUGGAUUCCUAACAGUACGCUUCGUAAACAUCCUACGACAUUAGAAAAUUUAAGCGCAAGAAAACUUGAUGGUAUCAUUCAUCGAGACGUGGAUAUAAGUUCGCAUCACUCUCAGAUAUCGGAAGAAAGCUAUGAUUUGAAAUGUGAGUAUAAAAAUACCAGCGAGAAAGUUGACGUCUGUUUAGAAGUGAAAGAACCUGUGAAUUGUGGCGAUUGCGAACGUGUUUGUUCUGGUGGAUUUCCACGGAAUACGCGUGUUGACGUUCACGAUACAAAUUCGAAGAACGAUGACAGAGAAAACUCGUCCGAUGAUCAAAAUGUACUUGUAUCAGAAACUAAGGAAACAGACGUUAAUGUCAAUCGUCAAAUGGACUAUUAUCAGUCUGACAGUUCAUCGAUUACCAUACACGAAGAAAAUGACCAUAGCAUUAGUUUAAAUCGUUUGCGUUCGGAAUCUUUGAACUGGAAACAUGAAGAGAAUCAACAGUGUAAGGAUCAAAAGAUUGAAACUCAGGAAGCCGAUGGAAAGAGUAUGGAUGAAGAGCUGAGAUAUCCUUAUUGUGAUAAUGUUAGCUUUAAAAGUCGUAGUAUGUCAUUAACCUCAACAGGUAGCUUGUCUGUUGGUGUACCCUCAGAAGCUGAAGAGAUUCCUUCAUGGAUGAGGUCACCUGAACUUUUGGCUUUACAACAUAACCUUACAUUUCCUGAAAGUGCAACAGCUUCUCCAGUAACGUUACGUAGAGCGCACAGAUGUAGGAGGUUUUCGGUAGAUCUCAGUGAAAUGAGAUCCCUAAGAUUAUUUUUUGCUGAUCCAGCUUGUACCUCUGGUCAAUUAGUAGUUGCGAGUAGAGAAAGUCAAUAUAAGAUUUUGCAUUUUCAUCAUGGUGGAUUAGAUCGAUUGGCAGCGACUUUACAUCAGUGGCACCAAUUGCUUUAUCCACGGUUGGAUACAGAUGCUGAGGAAACUCUCCCAUAUAGGCAUUUUAUGGUAUGUCGACCAGAGGUGAGUCGAGAUGAAUUACAUCCGGAAGAAGGACAAGUACCAAUGAUCACGUCAUUGGCUUGGAAAGAUCUGUUGAAUGAAAGGGGUCAAGUAGAAGAUGAUCUUGCUCUGCGAAAAGGAAUAUUUUUUGGUGGUUUAGAACCUGCAUUAAGGAAAAUUGUUUGGCCUUUUCUCCUUCACUGUUAUUCCUAUCAAAGCACUUAUGAAGAUAGAGAACAAAUUGAUGCUAUUCGUAGACAAGAAUAUGAAGAAAUACAAAAACGUAGAUUGAGUAUGAGUCCAGAACAAGCAGAACAUUUUUGGCGAAAUGUAGUAUGUAUUGUAGAAAAAGAUGUUGUUCGCACUGACAGAGGAAAUCCUUAUUAUGCAGGAGAAGAUAAUCCAAAUAUUGAAAUAAUGAAAAAUAUUCUAUUAAAUUAUGCAGUUUAUAAUUCUCGAUUAGGAUAUACGCAAGGUAUGUCCGAUUUGUUGGCCCCAUUAUUAGCUGAACUUAAUUCUGAAAUUGAAGCAUUUUGGUGUUUCGCUGGUUUAAUGCAAAGAUCUGUAGCUGUAUGUACGCCAACUGAUGUAGAUAUGGACAGAAAUCUAUGUUAUUUAAGAGAAUUAGUGAGAAUAAUGGUACCCGAUUUUUAUGCACAUCUUCAAAAACAUACAGAUGCCUUAGAACUCUUAUUCUGUCACAGAUGGAUACUUCUCUGUCUAAAACGAGAAUUUCCUACCGAAGUAGCACUGGUAAUGUGGGAAGCUUGUUGGGUAAAUUAUUUAACAGAUCAUUUUCAUCUGUUUCUUUGCCUUGCUAUAAUGUGUGUUUAUGCAGAUGAUGUAAUAGCACAAGAUCUUAGAACGGACGAAAUGCUAUUGCAUUUUAGUUCUUUAGCUAUGUACAUGGAUGGUAACCUCAUAUUGAGAAAAGCAAGAGGCCUACUUCAUCAUUUUCGCCAACUUCUUCGUUUACCGUGCACAUUAGCCGGACUUUGCCGUCAGUGUGGCCCAGGAAUGUGGGAUAGCACUCAUGAUCCUGUCAUAGAAUGUGUGGGCCAUGACGAUGCACCCUGUCCAUACUUAAAUAACUACGAAUAACGACCUAAUCUAAUGAAAGUGAGAAAAAUAUUCUGCUGUUGAAGCUUUUAAAUUAUUUUUACUUUAAAUAAGUAAAUUAAAUGCUGCUCUCGUGUAAAAUACAUAAGUUAUAUAAAUUGCAGUUGACUAAAUGUUAUAUAACAGAAGUUAAUGAAAGUAAUAUUUGACGUAUAUACCGUUUAUAUGAACAAAUUCUUAAUUAAUUUAAUAUUACAAACGAACAAAAAUAUACAUUUAUAUCAUUAUGAAUCUUAUUUGCAUAAUUUUAUAAUUUUUAAAUAUUGAUCUAAAAAUAUCUGGUAAAUCAAGUUUGAUAAUGAAUAAGAAACCAAAAGACAUAUCCUAAAAUUCAAUGAUCAAUGAAGCUUAUCAUUUAAUGUAAUUUCGACAAAUUUUAAGAAUACUGCAUCUACAAUUCCUGUAAAACAAAAAUAUUCUAUAUUAAAUAAUUAGGUAGAACUCAAGUGAUUGUAAAGAGUUCUGGCCGAAAACGUAGUACAAUUAAAGACUGAUGACCAAAGAAAAACGGAGUAGUACAAGCAUACUAACUUUAAAAUAUCCCAGCAGACAAAACUCUUUAACUGCAUAAUCAUUGUAUUAUUUAUUUAUUACACUACGAAAAUGUGCCAUUUUUCAGUUUGGUACAAAGUUCAUGAAUUGUGAUCUGAAAAUAAAGUCUAAUGUAGUAUCAAUAAAAAAAAUCAAAUGUAACUCGAUGUAAGCAUCAUAAAUAUUUAUUAUAAGUCCGUUCAAACUUUUUGGUCAAUUAAUAUUAAUGUUAAAUGUGUUCACUUUGGGAUAUUCACUUAUGUGAUAUUUUCAGUAUAAGUUUUUUUAUAAAACCUUAUUGUUGAUUAUACAUAUUUGUUACACAUAAUGUGUCACUUUUUAUUACAUACGAAGUAUAUUUAAUUUCCCAUUAAAUAGUUUUGCAUCGAUAUUGUAAUGAUAAUUCACAUGAAUGAUGUAAAUAUCUUGUUUCACAUUUGGUUUUAUUAUUUUGACUACCCAAAGUGCGUUUAUGCUAGUCCAUUUGCUCAGAAAGAAAUAUAAAAUAGAUAAAAUAACUCUUUAUAUAUUUCAAAUUCUCAAAUUUUUUUUGUAAAAGUAAUGUUCCAUUAUAAUGAAUGUAUACAGUCAUAUUAUUUAUAUGAUUCCUUACAAUAUAAUAAAAUGAAUUCUGCUAAUUAUUAAUAUUGAACAACUGUUAAUAAUUGAGAAAAUUGUAAGGAGUUCAUACAAAUAAUAUAAAAAGCUUUUACUGUGCCACCUUCUGUUGUUAGGCAAUUACAGAGAGAUCUAUUCGUGUUAAAAUUUGUUCUGCUAAGUCUAAUUAAGUAUGACAUAUGAAUAUAAAUACAUAAAAAUAUGUAUGUAUAUACAAAAAUAAAUCAAAAUAAGCUUAUAUAAUCACUCCUUUAUUUUUACUCAUUUACUUUUAGAAAAUAUAUGUAUACAUGUUUCACUUAUCGUAUACUCCGCUUAUACAGGUACAUGGUAUGAGAGGCAUAUGUACUUUGAAUACUUUGUUGGCAGUUUUGUAUCAUAUAUAAAAAUAUGUUCUGCAAUAUAUAAAUUAAAUUGAUCUAAUCAAUAAUAUUCAUUUAAUUUAUAUAGUUUUCUUGUGCAUAUACUAAAUAAAAUAUGCUAAAAAAUCGCUGAACAAAAUUCCGUUUUAAAAAAGCGCUAAAUAGGCAUUUAAUAUUUUUUUUUUAAUAUUAAACCUAUUUAUUAGUUAUGUAAUUUUAUAGUUUCAAAUAUACCUUCAUACCGCUUAACAGUGGACAAAACAUUACUAGUUGACCACCACAUAUCACUGAUUUGAAAGACAUCUUAUAUACGUAGAAACUGUAUCAACACAUAUUAGCUACUAAAUAAAAAUAUACAAAAUAUAAAGCAUAUAUUGUAGAAAAGUUCAAAACUUAAAUUAAGAUUAUUCAUUUGGCUUGUAUAAGCUUAAUCCUGACUUGUGCCAGUGUAUUGUCUGUUUUAUUGUGACACAUUGUAUCACAAAGUACAGUCGGGUCUCCAUAUUAAUUAUUUUUAAAUUUAGUUUAGUAUGUGAAACUGCAGAUAAUAUUGAAUGCUAUCUAUGUAACGCGAUAUUUUUGUAUUAUUUUAAAGUUUCAUUUAGCAAUUAGUUUACAACAUUGAUUAAAUUAAAUAAAGUAAUAACACAGCACACUAUAUACAUUGAACAUUUAUAAGAUAUGCGAAUACAGAGACUCGACUGUAUUAUUAUUAUUUUAUCCUUACUAUUAUAUUAUUUUACAUUAAUUAUCUAUACUAUAACUACACUGUUAAAUAGUUUAAAUUAUAAAGAUAAUAAUUUUUUAAGAGAUCUUUCACUCGUUGGUAACGUUUUUUUGAAGUUAGUGUUAAAAAUUUCAAACACUUUUAUCACGAUUUUAAA
Messenger RNA from Megachile rotundata (alfalfa leafcutting bee), 5818 nucleotides. It is a transcript of the gene TBC1D16, whose product is annotated as TBC1 domain family member 16. Gene Ontology annotation, molecular function: GTPase activator activity. Lineage: Eukaryota; Metazoa; Arthropoda; Insecta; Hymenoptera; Megachilidae. Gene Ontology annotation, cellular component: early endosome. Gene Ontology annotation, biological process: activation of GTPase activity. The record is from RefSeq and is a predicted model, not a curated record.